UGCUACACAAAUAAAUUGCCUUUACGUUAAAUACUUGUUUAAGUGAAUAUUAUUUCGUUUAAAUGUACUUUUCCCCAUUUAGUGAGUUAAUUUUAUAAUUUCGUUUUCCUCGUGCUAGUAGUAUAAAAUUAGUGCUGCCGACCCCAAUAAGAAUGAUCCAUUCCGUGAGAAAUGAUCGUGAUACUGAACUGGAAAAGCUAAGAAAACACCACUUGUAUGUGCGAGUUCAAAAAAUGGCACCACUUCAUUCUUUCAAUAAUUUUGACAAUCCCAAGUCGGGUGCAAUUUUGUACAUAUUUGUUUUCAUUUCGCAUAUUCGGAAAAAUAUGAAAAAUUAGUAAAAGUGGUUUAAUAGCUUGGAACUUCGUUUCAGUGAACCUUAAUUAACUCAAAAAAUAAUAUAUAGAGCUAAAAUCUCAGAAAUGGACAGCGAAAUGGCAGUACCAAGGCAAUUACAGCCAGUGGCAGCUGCUUCUCAGGUUGAAGUCGGUUCCGGCACCUCUGCAUCGGUUUCUAUGGGCAGUCUACCAACUAACAAUCCAGUCAACGCUGAAAAAAUGCAGACUUGUAAUACCAUCAACAAACGACAAUUAGCUCGAUUCCAUCCGUAUCAUGGCGCCAAUAUAAUUUUAUGUGAAGACAACACGGUCGCCUACCGCAAAGCCAGCUUCGCUGAUGCAGUUACCUUUUCAGAGAAACCACUUCAACCCGGCGAAAUUUUUCUAGUUGAAAUCGAAAAAAAUGAACGUGGCUGGUCGGGUCAUAUCAGGCUUGGAUUAACGCAAUUACUCCCUGAUGUGGUUGGUUCAAUGUCAGAAGGUUUGCCACAGUUUGCGUUGCCGGACUUGGCUAACCUGGGAACUAGCUGGAUAUAUCCAAUUUCGAAAUUUGAAUCACAUUCCUUAACGCCCCGUAGCGGUACUGCCGGUGGGGUUAUCGAAACGAAUCCAUUGUUUCACAAC
Molecule: messenger RNA, 962 nt
Organism: Rhagoletis zephyria (snowberry fruit fly)
Lineage: Eukaryota; Metazoa; Arthropoda; Insecta; Diptera; Tephritidae
Product: neuralized-like protein 2
Molecular function (GO): ubiquitin protein ligase activity
Source: RefSeq, a predicted model, not a curated record